Messenger RNA from Phacochoerus africanus (Common warthog), 1932 nucleotides. RefSeq lists its product as uncharacterized. The coding region runs from base 1 to 1932 and encodes 643 amino acids. The record is from RefSeq and is a predicted model, not a curated record. The transcript has 3 exons. Lineage: Eukaryota; Metazoa; Chordata; Mammalia; Artiodactyla; Suidae.
AUGGAGGACAACACAGAGACUAAGGCCUUAGCGUGGGGAAGCAAGCGACCAGUGAUAAGUAAAGUUGUUAGAGAGAUCUCGAUACCAAGUGGGGAGAACCAGGAGCAGGUGGGAGUUGAGAAUAGACCUGAAAUUCAGGAACUAGGGGAGAGGAACCAGAGGGAGGCUGGAGGUAAGACCCUUCCUGAAACCAAGGCACACAGAAGAGAGAACCAGGAACAGUUAAGAUGCAAAAUUGAUGCAGAGACCCAAACACCAGCGUGGGAGAAUCCGGAUAGGAGUAGGAAUAAGGAUGCUGGAGAGACCCAGUCUUUUGAGAAAAACAGGAAAGAGGCCAGAGGGGAAGAUGAAGGAGAGCCCCAGGCCCAAGGAUUGAGGGAGCAGGGCCAGACUGGAAGUGAGAGUGGUGAGGAGACCCGAGUGCCGGGGUGGGGAAAACAAGACCAGAUGAGAGGUGAUACCAGUACAGAAAUUCAGGCAGAAGAGAGGAGAAAAAAGGGCCGGGUUGGAGGUGAGAAUGCUGUGCGCAUCCAGAUAUCUGGGAGGGAGAACCUGGGAGAAGUUAAAAAAGAGGAUGGCAUAGAGACCCAGGCCCUGCGGUGGGGGAAACAGGAAUGUGUUCAAAGUGAGAAUGUUACAGACGUGCGGAUAGCAGGGUGGGAACAGCAGGAUCAGGGCACAAGUGAGAAAUCUGGGAGGAUCCAAGUAUUUAGGGUAGAGAUCCAGAAAAAACUAAGACAUGAAUUUCAAGUAGGGUGGGAAAAUCAAGGCCUGAAAAGAGGUGAGGAUGCUGGGCAAACCCAGAUGUGUGGAAGGAAGAACCUCAGGGAGAUAAGAGAGGAGGAUUGGGUGGUGAUCCAGGCACAAUGGUGGGGAGACCAGAGACCGGUAACAAGUGAAAUUGACAGAAAAUUCACAAUACCAUGUCGGGAGCUUCAGGACCAGACUGGAGGUGAACAUAGAGCCAAAAUUCAAAUGCUAGAGAAGAGAGGUCAGAGAAACGACAGAGAUGACGACGGUACAAACACCCUGACACCUGAGGCAGAGAACCAGAGACAAUUAAGAGGUAUAACUCGUGUAGAGACCCAAGCACAAAGGAAGAGGAAGCAGGAGCGGUUUGGAGAUGAGACUAGUACAGACAUCCAGGACACAGGGAAGAGAAACCGGAGAGGGGUUAAAGACGAAGAUGGCAAAGAGACUCAGGAACUUGAGGACAAAAACCAGUGUCAGUUCAACAGUGACAUUAGUGGAAAGAUUCACAUGCUGGAGUGGAAGCAUCAGGAACGCAUUAGAGACAAGGAUGGUGGACAUGCCCAGGCAUCUGCGGCAGAGAAACGGGGAGAAUUAAUGAGUCAAGUUGGUGUAGAAACUCACUCAGUAGAAUGGAAGAAAGAGGAGCAGGUUGGAGGUGAGAAUGGUGCAGAAAUUCAAGCUCCAGAGAAGAGACCCCAGAGAGAACUUGGAGGUGAAGAUGGUACAGAGACCUGGGCACCUGGAGAAGAAAGUCAGAGUCACUUAAGAUGUGAUAUUGAUGAAAAGACUAAUAUAUCAGAUGGGAAGACCCAGGAGCAGCUAGUAGAUGAGAAUGAAACAGAAAUUCAGGCACCAGAGAAGAGACCCCAGAGAGAACCUGGAGGUGAGCAUGGUGUAGAGACGCAAAGACCUGAAAGAGAGGACCAGGGACAAUUAGAUGGUGAAACUGGAGAGAGCCACUCACCAGGGAGGAGUAACGGGGAGCAGACUAGAUGGAACAGGGCAGAAAAUCCAACACUGGAGAAGAAAAGCCAGAGAGAAGUUGGAAGUAAGGAUGGGAGAAAGGUCCAGAGACUUAGGGGAGGGAAACAGAGACAAUUAAAAAGUAAAGUUAAUGGGAACACCUGUUCAUCAGAGUGGAAGAACCAGGAGCAGAUUGGAGGGAGAGUUAAGAAGUGA